Osmerus eperlanus (European smelt) is the source of this 1483-nucleotide messenger RNA. RefSeq names its product zinc finger protein 836-like. The record is from RefSeq and is a predicted model, not a curated record. The coding region runs from base 1 to 1455 and encodes 484 amino acids. The transcript has a single exon. Lineage: Eukaryota; Metazoa; Chordata; Actinopteri; Osmeriformes; Osmeridae.
AUGGAGACAAAUCACUGUGAUACAUGUGGGAAGAGCCAUUCCUCAUCCAGUAGCCUCAAGAAGCACAUGAAGAUCCACACUGGAGAGAAGCCCUACAGCUGUGACCUCUGUGGUAAAACCUUUAAACAGACUGGGGAAUUGACAGCUCACUGCAGAAUCCACACUGGAGAGAAGCCCUACAGCUGUGACCUCUGUGGUAAAACCUUUAGACAGGCUAAAAGUUUCACAGUUCACUGCAGGAUCCACACUGGAGAGAAGCCCUACAGCUGUGACCUCUGUGGUAAAACGUUUAGCCAGGCUGGCAAUUUCAGAUCUCCCUGCAGGAUCCACACUGGAGAGAAGCCAUACAGUUGUGACCUCUGUGGUAAAACCUUUAGCCAGGCUUCCACUUUGAGAAAUCACAGCAUAAUCCACACUGGAGAGAAGCCCUACAGCUGUGACCUAUGUGGUCAAACCUUUAGCAGGUAUAGCAGUUUCACAGUUCACUGCAGAAUCCACACUGGAGAGAAGCCCUACAGCUGUGACCUCUGUGGUAAAACCUUUAGCCAUGCUGGCACAUUCAGAGCUCACUGCAGGAUCCACACUAGAGAGAAGCCCUACAGCUGUGACCUCUGUGGUAAAAGCUUUAGCCACGCUAGCAAUCUCAGACAUCACCGCAGGAUCCACACUGGAGAGAAGCCCUACAGCUGUGACCUAUGUGGUCAAACCUUUAAACAGACUGGGGAAUUGACAGUUCACUGCAGAAUCCACACUGGAGAGAAGCCCUACAGCUGUGACCUAUGUGGUCAAACCUUUAGCAGGUAUAGCAGUUUCACAGUUCACUGCAGAAUCCACACUGGAGAGAAGCCCUACAGCUGUGACCUAUGUGGUCAAACCUUUAGCAGGUAUAGCAGUUUCACAGUUCACUGCAGAAUCCACACUGGAGAGAAGCCCUACAGCUGUGGCCUCUGUGGUAAAACCUUUAAACAGACUGGGGAAUUGACAGUUCACCGCAGAAUCCACACUGGAGAGAAGCCCUACAGCUGUGACCUAUGUGGUCAAACCUAUAGCAGGUAUAGCAGUUUCACAGUUCACUGCAGAAUCCACACUGGAGAGAAGCCCUACAGCUGUGACCUAUGUGGUCAAACCUUUAGCAGGUAUAGCAGUUUCACAAUUCACUGCAGAAUCCACACUGGAGAGAAGCCCUACAGCUGUGACCUCUGUGGUAAAAGCUUUAGCCACGCUAGCAAUCUCAGACAUCACCGCAGGAUCCACACUGGAGAGAAGCCCUACAGCUGUGACCUCUGUGGUCAAACCUUUAGCCAGGCUGGCCAUUUCAGAGCUCAUAGCAGGAUCCACACUGGAGAGAAGCCCUACAGCUGUGACCUCUGUGAUAAAACCUUUUGCCACUCUGGCAAUCUCAGACGUCACCGCAUGUCCCACACUGGAGAGAAGCCCUACGCAGCCCACAAAUGAAGAGUUGCAUUAUCUAUGAUAGAAAAAC